Molecule: messenger RNA, 903 nt
Organism: Zasmidium cellare ATCC 36951
Lineage: Eukaryota; Fungi; Ascomycota; Dothideomycetes; Mycosphaerellales; Mycosphaerellaceae
Exons: 2
Coding region: 1-903 (300 amino acids)
Biological process (GO): RNA (guanine-N7)-methylation; tRNA methylation
Cellular component (GO): tRNA methyltransferase complex
Molecular function (GO): tRNA (guanine(46)-N7)-methyltransferase activity
Source: RefSeq, a predicted model, not a curated record
AUGGCCGGCCCACCGAAAAAGCGUCAACGGCGUGAGGAUAAACAGGAAGGGGAAUUGCCCCAGAAGAAAUACUAUCGCCAACGCGCGCAUGCGAAUCCGUUUUCUGAUCAUGAUUUGACUUACCCCGAAUCCCCCUCAGCAAUGGACUGGUCCCAACACUACCCAGCCUUCAUCGCCACCGAAGAACAAGAAUCCACAACCCCCAACCCGGCCGACACCACGGACUCCCACCCGAAGCCCAAGAAAAUGACCCAACAAGUCACAAUCGCAGACAUUGGCUGCGGCUUCGGCGGGCUGCUCUUCGCCCUCGCGCCCAGAUUCCCGCAAUCCCUCAUCCUAGGCAUGGAAAUCCGCACCUCCGUCACGGAAUUCGUGCAGGAUAAAAUCACUGCUUUGAGGAAGCAAGCACAAACCACAUCCAACACCUCUCCCCAUACAUCAACGACAACAGAUCAUCCCACAAUGAACGGCUCCUCGGCUCCGCCCCCUCCCUCCUACCAAAACAUCUCCUGCCUCCGCGCCAACACCAUGAAAUUCCUCCCCAACUUCUUCCCCCGCUCCCAACUGCACACCAUCUUCCUCUGCUUCCCCGACCCACACUUCAAAACCCGCAAACACAAAGCGCGCAUCGUGUCCCCGACCCUCAACUCCGAAUACGCCUACGUCCUGCGCCCGGGCGGGAAAAUCUACACCAUUACGGAUGUCGAGGAUUUGCACUGCUGGAUGGUGGAGCAUUUGGCGGGGCAUGCGAGUUUUGAGCGGGUCGCGGAGGAGGAGGUCGAGGGGGAUGUUUGUGUUGAGGUCAUGAGGCGGGAGACGGAGGAGGGGAAGAAGGUGGAGAGGAAUGGGGGGAGGAAGUUUGUGGCUGUGUUUAGGAGGUUGGAGGAUCCGCCUUGGCCGUGA